AUGAAUGUCCCGGUGCAUGAGAGCGAAGAGAUCACUCCACCUUCCAGCCUUCGUGGCCCUCCUCUGACCCCCCCUCCUACAGACGAAAAGGAGGCGCGUGAUACGAGAGACAUCCUUCGACGAGUCGCGGAGCAUAAGCCUGGUAGCGCGGUGUCCACCAUACACAAGGUCGACAAGGACUCUUGGGCUGCCGUGAGUCCCUUUUUGCGGCAGAAGGAUAAGCUGCGGAUCGACUAUCUUCCUUCUGCUCAGUGCAUUGUCUGUCGUAUGCCCACGAAGGUGCACGAGCAAUUCUCACGCAGCUUGAGUGGACGUAUCGUGGAGCAGCUGCGUCUACUCUCUCAGGGCUCCGGAUCAGCUGCAGAUUUUGCAAAAGGUAUCAGAGAUGUCGGGUCGGCAACGAUAAGGCCCCGAGAUCCAGAGUACGGGACACACGAUCCAGACAGUUCGUUUCAACACCUGAAUUCGCCGAUGCCGACAGUAAUCAUCGAGGUUGCUCAUUCCCAGAAUGGACGCAGAUUGAGGACCCUCGCUGAAGAAUAUCUUCUGGGUUCUGAUCUUGCCAUUCGAGUCGUUGUCGGAAUUGACAUCGAGUACAGCAAGAGUAAAAGGGCUGCGUUCUCUGUCUGGCGGGCAGAAUUGCAAGGCCCGGAAGGUGACAAAGCUUGGGUCGUUGAGCCUACAGUAGCGGACCAGAUAUUUCGGAACGAUGACGGCGAGCCGCAUAGCGAUCAGAAAGCCGGUUUGAAUCUCCGCCUCGAAGACUUCGCAGAUGAGAGAACAUGCCGAACUUUUGAAGACAUCGACGAAGACAUCUCCGUGUCUUCUAACGAGCUAUACCAGUAUCUUGAAGACGCGGAGGCCAUUGCGAAGAUGGCCGAUUCAACGCAGACGGAACGAAACCCACGGAUAAAGAAGCGUCGUCGGACACAGACACCCGAGGAGCAACUUGACGACUGCGACGAAGAUGCCUAUGCUAAGGACGAAGAACACGUCUCCAAACGGCGGGAUUUGGAUGACGCUUCCUACAAAAGAAGCUCUUCAGAGUACACAUAG
This is a messenger RNA of Cyphellophora europaea CBS 101466, 1056 nucleotides long. RefSeq lists its product as uncharacterized. Bases 1 to 1056 code for a protein of 351 amino acids. Lineage: Eukaryota; Fungi; Ascomycota; Eurotiomycetes; Chaetothyriales; Cyphellophoraceae. The transcript is spliced from 3 exons. The record is from RefSeq and is a predicted model, not a curated record.